Messenger RNA from Rhincodon typus (whale shark), 1605 nucleotides. RefSeq names its product shortage in chiasmata 1 (gene shoc1). The transcript is spliced from 6 exons. Gene Ontology annotation, biological process: resolution of meiotic recombination intermediates. NCBI's taxonomy places the organism in Eukaryota, Metazoa, Chordata, Chondrichthyes, Orectolobiformes, Rhincodontidae. The record is from RefSeq and is a predicted model, not a curated record. Gene Ontology annotation, cellular component: condensed nuclear chromosome. Gene Ontology annotation, molecular function: single-stranded DNA binding; ATP hydrolysis activity. The coding region runs from base 1 to 1605 and encodes 534 amino acids.
AUGGAGGAUAUCAAGGAGCUAACUACUGAAAAAGCAUCAGAUUUAAUUGUUCGAAGAUUAACAACAUUGGCACUACAGUACAGCUGUUGCUGGCUCAUUUUUUAUCCAAAACAAAGCCUAAACACACAAUAUUGUUUUAAUGAAAAGAUUUUUCAUAAUCUUUCCUUGAUCUAUGCAGCUUUUGUGCCUUUUCUGAUUAAAUCAGAGGAGAUUGAAGUGAAGGUUGUGCUUGCACCAGGAAUUACAGAGACAGCCCAAGUGGUUCGCCAUAUAGCAGAUCUCACUUUGCUUUCAAGCAAUAAGGAUCCAUUCACAUGGCUCGAUAGAUCUUGGCUUUCUACUCUUCCAACUGAGCUUUUCAGUGAGAUAACUGCAUUGCACAGGCUUGGCACAUCACAAGAAUCAAGAAAAUCACAAGAGGAAUCACCUUCUGACAAAACUGUGUCAAGCUUUACACCAUCUGUGUCUGAAAUGGUUGACCAUCAGCUUCACUCAAGUUACGAUAUACUAAAGAGUGUUCACUCAGAGAGACCUGAAGAAUCAGAAGGUUCGGAAAUGAUUAACAUUUGUAGACCAAGGGAUCUAUGGGAGACUGGGAAUGUGUUCCCUGAAACUCGAUAUCAGAAUUUCAGACCAAUUUUUGAAUCCAGGGCUGCUACCCUUUCACCGUGCUAUCAGUUGAAGAAUCAUUUGCAUUCAAGAGUGAAGCAAAUGGCAGAACAUGAGCAAAAUGGUCUACCUCACUAUUUUGAAAGUUCUGGUUAUAAUGUUGGAGUACAGUGUCACCAAGUGGAACAUAAAUUAUCUGAUCACCUGAGUCAUCUAGCAUUAAAGAAAAGCUCAGACCUUGUGGGACCUGACGUUUAUUUUGAAAAGAGCAAAAUGCCUUCUCUUGACCAGUUUUGCAUGGGUGAGCACACAUACACUGCAGAAUAUAAGUCUCAAAAAAAAGCAAACAAGAGGCUGGGUAUAAAAUCGAGCAGCAGUACACAGUAUGGCUUCUUUCCUCAGCAUGACAUUAAUGUACUUCGCUAUGGAUUGAAAGAUGAGGCCAGUGACAUUACAGCAUUGCAGAAUGUCAAGAACCAUCAUCCCAUGACUUCUUAUCAAGCUUUCCCAGUCUUAUCUGGGAAACAUUUGGAUAAUUCAUCUUACCAAUUGAGUGAACCAUUCUGUCACCAACGUCAUAGGGCUGUUGGAGCAAAUCAUGAACGAAUGCCGUACAUUAAUCCUAAAUUUUCAGAUUAUGACUCACAGAUUGAGUAUGCAUAUGCAGACAAGUCUGAAAUUUGUAAUAGUACCCACUUUCCCUUUCAAACAACUGAUUUUUGCAAUGAAAUUGUAGAAGAGCAGGCCUUCAAUUAUGAAUUAUUUAGAAGAAAAGGAAACAAGAGGCAAUGCACUGAGACUAAAAUGAAUGAGUGGAGAGGUUUACCUGCAUCAAACAUAGAGGAAUAUUUACCUGAUACAGCAACAUUUUAUACAUAUUCAGCAAGUUCUUCAGAGCCAAGAUACAGAAUUUUACCAGAAGCAAAGAAACAAAGACUAGCCUAUGAAAAGGUUCCUGGAAGAAUUGAUGGGCAGACCCGCCUCGUAUUCUCUUAA